UCGACGCAUGAGGAGUUUGAGGGGCGACGGAAUCCUCGUUCUCGGGAGUCUUCACUUCCUGAGCGACUGACUGAGAGAGAGAGAGAGAGAGAGAGAGAGCAGCGCGAAUUUUGCCUUGGGUCGUCGAGUGCAGCGAGCGUGGGGAGCAGCAGGGGCGGUGCCUGGAGAUCGGAGAUUGGGGGACGGGCGUCGUAUAAUAGAGGUUUUCCGAGGUGUUUGUACAGUGCAUGUGUAAUUCAAACUUUCAAAAAGUCGUCUUUCUUCCGCGUCCAAGAGCUUCGAGAGGGAGGUUUGGAUCGUCGACUCCGAUCGGGGAUCGUGCAGUGUCGGUGUCAUUUGCAUGUGAAUUCUGCUCGUGUUGUUUCUCUGCUGGGUUGGGGUGAUUGUGUGCUCUUCAGUCGUGGAUGGUGUCUCUGUAAGCUGUAGCUGAGGCGAGACCUCGGAAUGUGUACGUCGAACAUUUCGUCGGAUCAGUUCACAGUUUUUGGCUCGUACAAUUGAGGUGCACCGUAAGCAGAUCAGGGAUCAUAAUGAAGCGAGUUGAUGGGUCUGGAUCAGUACGCAGCAUUGGAGGCCAACUGGAUCGUCGAUCAUUUUGCCUCAUAGAAGGACACAACUGAAUGUGGUAGCUCUAGUAAUUUAGACCCCGGUAUCAGAACAUGGAUUUAUGGAAGCGUCUGAGGAUGCGGUGUCGUGGAGAGGGGAAAGUGUCAUCCCGGAAAGGAUUCAACGGAGUAUCGUCUUUGUCUCUGUGCCUGCGCGACCUCUAGGGCAAGAAAAGCCCAAAUUUUUUAUCUCUAUGCUGCCCUUCGAAGCUUUUGAGGAUUCCGCAGGCAAAUUGUGAAUAUGGGUGUACCUGUGGUAAAUUCUACCCUGAAGGAGCUCCUUCCUCUUUCCAUUUCGGGAACGUUCGAUGAAUCUGCUCUUCUGUCAGCAUCCGAUCUCAUCACUCUUCUGGACAGGAUACGAACCCGCUCAGAGGGAAUAAAAGAGAAGGUCCACAAAACUGUGACAACUUACAACAAGGAAUUCAAGCGUAUAAUUUUACAAGCAAACAAUACAGCUGCAGACGUCGAUAGCGUGUCUGACGAAUUGGAAUCGUUUCUAGAGCUCUUUGGUGAGAGUGUAGGAAAGAAUGUUGUCAACGAUCGAAAUGCCCAGAGCAGUAAGCGAAAUCUGCUGAAGGAGAAAGGAAGUUCAAAUAUAAUUAAUGGUUUGGACACACAGAAAAGUGGGAUAGGCACAAAGGCUCCCGUUGUGAAGGAGGAAGCUGAAAGUAGUGAAAAUGUGCCUCUCGACAUUGAGCUCUGCAAUUUGGCCAGCAAAGUUCACACUCUUCACACUAGGAUAAAGGAGCGUGAAGAAGCUCUUGUCGUCGUCAAAUCAAUCUCGUGUUUGUUUGAACAGCUGUUAUCUACGCAGAGAAAGUUCACCCCCGGUCACCUGGUAGAAGCUGCGAAUGACAUGCGCACACUACAGAAAAGACUAGGAUUGGAUGUAAGAAGCGACGAUCAACCAUGUGAAGAUGUCGUUGGUGAUGUCAAGGCCUUCAAGCUUCUUCGAGAUUCAUGGACAGAGCGUUUUGAGAAGCUUGUUCACAUCCUGGAGGAGAUGACCUCAAGAGCCAUUGUGCUCAACGAGAGCACCUCGGAGCUUUCAGUCAUAUCUCCUGUCACAUGUGAGAACCCGGAAGUUGUGUCUGACUCUGCGGCCAUUGACCUAUCCGCCAUCUUCACGGCUAUGGAUGUCAUGGGAGUUCUGAAUGAAAGACUUGCAAAAUUGGGAGAUGCUGUCCAGAAGCAUAUUCUUGCUCCAAUCUUGAGAGAUCCCCAAACUUCUGUACUUACCACAGAUCAGACAGAAAACAAUCUGAUAAGAAGACGAUCCCUUGCGCUGCAGGCCUCGGUGACUCAUGGCCAAAGCGUCGAACCUGUUAUUAUUCUGUUUCCAAAAAUCGUCCAGGUCAUUAAGUUUCUCCACAAAGAAGUCUUUGGUGAUCACACAGAAUGGAUGGCACGUUUCGGACGUUUAUUAUGGCCAAGACUUGCGGAUGCAAUCAUCUCCACGUGUUUAAAGAAGGCAGUGCCCAAUGAAACGUCUGAAUUGAAAGGCUUUCAUAAAAUUGCGGAGCUGACAGAAAGUUUUGAGAUGGAAAUAGCAAACGAGGGUCUUAUUGCAAACUAUGAUCGGGCAAGAGGCGACAAAUUGAGCACUUUCACGUCAGAUGUCGAAGUUCAUUUUGCCUUGAGAAAGAAGGAACAAGUUCUAGCUAAGGCGAGAGACUUGCUCAUGAAUACAGACUACAGUUUAUCAGGAAGCUCUUGGGGAAGAUCUAAUCCUCAUCAUCAAGAGGGUACCGAUGCAUUUGAAGAUCGGUCGAUAUACCUGCUGCAAGAGUCUUGCGCGAUCAGUUCCUUAGCAAGAAAGUUGUUGGCCAUUGUACACGAGGCUGUUGAGGAUGCUUGCUUGUCAACACCAAGAACAGCUAUGGAGCUUUAUCAUGCUGCUCGAGAUACAAUUUUACUUUAUAGAGCGAUCAUUCCGGUUAAGCUAGGGUCGAAGAUGAACAGCUUAAGUCAAGUUGCUGCCUUAUGUCACAACGAUUGCUUGUACAUAGCACACGAACUACUCACAUUCGUAUACCAGUAUGGGAAAGUUUUACCUCCAAGCUUGAAAGAAAUAUUUACGUUUGUGGACCUCGUACCACUCUUUCGGCGAAUGGCAGAGGAAGUCCUUGAUCGACAGAUCGGCUUUGUUGACGAAGAAAUCAUGAUGAGGCUAGAUCAUGCUCGAGGAUUCCAGAGAACUGAUGAUCAGGAGCAAUAUGAAAUCACUCAGCAAACUGUGCAGAAGGUUUUAGAUAUCUUCAAGAAUUUUGCUACAUUAUGGAGGCCGGUUCUCUCUUAUUCUCUAUAUAGGAGGGUGAUGAGUGGAUUGAUCGACAAUGUGGUGUCACGGAUCGUCUCUGAAGUACUUGCUAUUCCCGAUAUUGCUGUUCAGGAAACUGUUCAGCUUCAAGAACUCUUGAUUUUUGUUCAAGAAAAUCUAUCCCCUCUGUUAGCUCUUCCAUCUGUUGACGAGUUGAAAGGAGACCAAGCUCUGGUGGAUAGCAGCCCCGAGGACUCCGUGGAGAAGUCGGUUCCAUCCUGGCGCAAGCUGGAGAGUCUUCGAAAUUUGUUAGACAUGUCCCUUGUGUCCAUAACACAAGCUUGGGAAAGUGGAGAUUUGAUAUCGAGGGGCUUCUCUGCCGCUGAGGUACAAAAGUUCAUCAGGGCGAUUUUCUCUGAGACGGCACAUAGGGAAGAAUGUUUGCAGAGAAUAGGAUCAAGAUUUUGACCGGUCUGAAUAAUUCUGGAAGAAAAUUAUGCCCUCAGUAUACAAGUUUAUUCACUCGGUGUUGAUGUCAUUUCUUGGUAGUCCUAUUUGGGGUUGAAUGUGUCCUCGGUCAUGGCUAGCCGUGAGAGUUCACGUUGAGCUCUGCUUGAGAAGGCUUUUAGGAGAUCAGUGCAAGUAAUGAAUUCAGCUCCAGAUGUUAAUGUUGUUCCUUCACCAAAAUAGUAGGUACGUUUAUGAAACAACACCCGAUGACUUUCAGAAGACGUAUUGGUAUAGCAACCGUGAUUGUGCCACCUUUUGUCUCGGAUCUCUUCUGGUGUAGAAUCCGUUCAUCCAGCACAAUCUCCGAGGCUCGCGUUUGGCCUCAAAACCUCGUAUUAUGACGUGAUCUGGGAAAAGCGUUCAAAUCUCUUCGCGAAAUGUGAGUAGCGCCGAGUAUUGAACACAUCCCUUUUUUCCCUCUUUCGUGCCUUCUCUGUAAUUAUAAUACCAAAUUCAACUACAGAAUGAGUUUCCCCAGUUGGAACAUUUGGAUGCCGGAACUGAGUUGGUGCACUUCUCCCAGCAGCUGCAAGUGUCUGGAACAUCUAAUCACACUUCAUACUCAAGCAAAGUACAUGCAGAAUCAACACUUCCAGGGAACGUGAAUCAUGGACUCCCAAGAAAUGAUCUCUAAACCAAGAGAACAAUCAUGAAGUCUAUAAUCACCCUCGCCAGUGGAUGUUCCUCUUGAUUCAGGUCUCUUGGAAGUUAAGAAUCAAGGGUAACAUCUACGGGCAAGAGAGAAUCAUGGAGAAUGGUCGAAGACUAGUAAUCUAGCUGCGUAGUAUCUUCUCACAAGUCGCUGCGAAACCGUCAUCUAUUGCACAGUAAGAGAUUCUUCGGCCUAGAGUUCUAUCGUUUAAGAAUGUGACGUCUCCGCAUGACGUGCGCAAGUAGACAAGAAGUUGGUUGACCUCAGGCAAGGUCACAACUAUCCACAACGAAGGUCCAUCACAUCUACAAACUCCGGAGAUUCUCUUCGUGCGUCCUUGCCUCCUGUGGUCGUCAAAACUAACCUGGAGGCAAAUUUCAGACCAAACUCAUUAUCCGAGUGCAAAUGAAUCAUGAGAAAUUGCAAAUGGUGCUUCUUUCGCCCUGUUCGAAGCUGGUACACAAGGCGAGAAUAUUCGAAGCACUUCCAUCUGCGAGUAAGCUUAUCACUGACCGCGACGAAGUCUAGCUCUUCCCUAGCUUGCAAAUACAGGGAGACAAAUGGAAGACAAUCGAAGACUUUCCACCGCUUUCCAUGUCCUGAAGAACCAUCCGCCAUCCCCGAUCGGCUGUCCAAACCUCGAAUGCCAAGUUCCGAAGACCUAAGGUGCGGCAACACGAGACCGAGCCCACGGCCCCACCUCCUUCCUUGAGCAUGGUGUCAACGAGCCGGUGGCAUCCGAGCGGGUGAGCCAUCUCGUCACAACGGAAUCACGGACCAACCCAACAGCGCCAUGUCAUAAAAUGGUUGCCGAGACCAUACGUGGCAGGCUUGCUGCACGUCCAGCGUGUCAGUCGAGCCGAGUCAGCCCCCGAUGUGCGUCGUCCAACAUGUCACAUGAGCAUGAACGAGAUUUCGUUCCGCCAAAGUCUCCGUGCAAC
This is a messenger RNA of Marchantia polymorpha subsp. ruderalis, 4971 nucleotides long. The record is from the annotation of a GenBank genome assembly. NCBI's taxonomy places the organism in Eukaryota, Viridiplantae, Streptophyta, Marchantiopsida, Marchantiales, Marchantiaceae.